This is a messenger RNA of Trypanosoma cruzi, 3363 nucleotides long. RefSeq names its product protein kinase-like protein, putative. Gene Ontology annotation, molecular function: protein kinase activity; ATP binding. NCBI's taxonomy places the organism in Eukaryota, Euglenozoa, Kinetoplastea, Trypanosomatida, Trypanosomatidae. The coding region runs from base 1 to 3363 and encodes 1120 amino acids. The record is from RefSeq and is a predicted model, not a curated record. The transcript has a single exon. Gene Ontology annotation, biological process: protein phosphorylation.
AUGUUGAUUGCAAUUUAUGGUGUGAAUUAUUUUGGCGAAGGGACUCAUCUUAAUCUUUGUAGGACACGUUUCGUAGCGAACGCAGGUCUGGUGCAACUCGUCAUUGAGGGGGUUCUCACUGCAGAAGUUCAUUCAGUGGUUUUCUCCGGUAACGUGUGGAUUCAGGAUAACAACAUUGUAAUCAUCUACGGAAAGGGUAGUAGAUAUAUCGUAAGCAAAAGGGAGGAAUAUUCUUUGGUGUCUCUUGCUGUUCGUGAGAACGCCACUCUUGUGGCGUUAGAUGUUGUGUCGUCACAUGAUGUUCAUAUCAAAUGUGCCACGCUGCUGUCGUUUUUUGACUACUUUAAGAUUGAUGGUCGUUUCUUACUGCGAGGUUGCGUGACAGUUCCUCUUGGAGGUAUAAUUGGGGGAUCCGUGAGGCAUUUGAAACUCCCUGAGGACGCGGCAGUGCUCUUGCCGUGUCUUGCUGCCGCCAACAUACGCUUGCCAUUGGACGCAAUUCCACCGCAAGGAGCGAGUCUCAUUUUGGGUGGUGAAACGCUACUCCGCAAUGGGGCGGAACUUGCAUUAGAAGAAAUCAUCAUGAAGAAUGCGGUCCUUAAUGGAGAAGGUGCUGUUUAUGUGGGAGCGGCAUCUAUUCUUUCGAUUGACCGCGGCUCAAGAAUUUCCUUGCGACGUGAAUGGAUAAUUAACGCCUCAUUGACCUACGUGGAAGGGCUUUUGGAGGCGGACAUGUCACUCGGACCGAUGAUCAGUGGCUCUCUCGACGUUGCAGGCUAUGGCCAGGUGAAGUUGUACUCUGUUCAGACAUCACCGUGUUUCACUGCACCCUAUGCAAAUGGUGGUGUGCGAUGGGCAAGCAAUCCACGUGUCGAGUGUUAUCCCUUCCCGCUGCUGUCAUUGCCAGAUUCUUCCACUAAAGCAUUGGAACGUGAGGAAAUGGACAGGAAUCGACUAUUGUUUGCUCUUCCGCCAAAUAUUGAAUGUUCGGAAGAGUUUUUACGUGAGGAGGCUCAAGGACGGAUGAUGCUUCAGUAUUUUUUUGAUAUGGCACCCUUUGAUCCGCCACCGGGCGUACCAACGGUGCGCGAUAUGAUUGUUUCCUGGAUACUGUUUGUUUUAUUGGGUUUUACGAUGCUUUACGCGUUUAUGAAAUUCAAUGGACUCUCAUGGAAACAAUGGUCUGCAGAAAUUGAAAAGGAGCCUCCCCUGCGGCUUACGCUCUCACGGUCAGAGUUUUCAUUGCACACGAUGAACUACGUAGUCCUUUCUCUUCUGGUGUUCAAUACAUUACAGACAUCGAUGGCGUCGAUCCAUCCGGACUUGUUUGUACCAGUUGGUUUUAUGUCAUCAUUACGACUUCGCAGUAUGCAUCUGCUUAUGCCCCAUCAUCGGGCCAACUCUCAUGUUACGAUGCGGUUGGCGAUGAUGGUCAUUUUUUUGUGGGGGUUCAUUGAGAUUUUUUUGGCGGUCAUGAAUCGAAAAGAUCUUCGUCGAGCGCUUUGCGGAACGCGGACAAAAGCAAUUUUAAGACUCAUUUCGAGUUUGAACUACGCAUUGAAAUUCUUCUUUUUUGUAUUUUCUCUCCCCAUCCGGUCCCUCAUCAUUGACUCGCUCGCGUGCAAUACAUUUCUGAGUGAACUUCCUUCAUGCGCAGAGGCCCGUGGAAACUUGGUUAUGUCGCUCUUCUCUUUCUUGGUGCUUUGUUUCAUGGUACCACUGGGUGGCUUUUUGUUCAUGACGCCCCUAAAAUGUGAUAUACAUUGUAGGGGAUCGGUGUUGGUGGCUAUGAACGCAUUAUCACUGGCUAAGAUAGCCAUGUGGAAAGUAUUCUACCAGGAUCCCGUAUUGCUGAUUAUCAAUAACCUUCUAUUUCAAAGUGUUCGGGUGCUUUAUUUUCUCCACUCCACCCCUACAGCCUACGGGAAUAUCAACAGGCUUGUGUUUCAUUUAUCAAUUCUGCCGUUUUUUUCGCAUCUGUGCACUCUAUUGCACGUGAUUCGUGUGUAUUUGGGAUUUGUCAGGACAUGCCGUGACGGGGAAACAUAUUUCGCCGCUGUGGUGUUUCUUUGGAUAGCCAUGCUCGUUGGUAUGCUUUGGUAUGAUAUCAUUGGCGCAAAGGAUGAAUCCGUGACGACAAACAACGCAGCAAUUGACGCGAUACAACGCUCGAUUCAACAAAUUCAAAGCCGAAUACAGGAGUUACAAUAUGAGUUUUUGGCAUGUGCCUCCAUAGAGGAAAAAGAAAAUGUAUUGAAAGCCGUUGCCCGCCUUCGCAUUGAGUUGCUGGAGAACCAGAAACGAUAUCGCUACGAGAAGUAUUGUCAUCUUGCCGUUUUUUAUGUUACUGGGUCCAUUGAGGAAUCAAUUUCUCUGAAGUUGCCUCUUGCCGAAGCAUCAAAAAAUCAUUGUGAUGGUCUGAAUGUGGAGGCGAUUCUGGCGUCACGUCUAUCACCAUUAUCUCCAGUAACAAUUGGCGAUGCAAAUGACAGCGAAAAUGUUCUACUGACGCAAGAGGAGAUGGAGAAUUUUAGUUGUGGGCCUGCUCUCGGUUCCGGAAGCUAUGGCACCGUUCACUUGGGUAUUCUUAAAUCUGGGAGGCUUGUGGCGGUCAAGUAUCUCAGCAUUCAGAACUCCGUCAAGGAUGCCCUUUCCCAGGUGCAGAAGGAGGUGGGUGUGCUGAAGAAACUUUCUCAUCCCAAUAUUAUCCGUUAUUUUGGAUGCUGCACGGAUCAUGAUUAUAUUUUACUGUUCAUGGAGUUUGCUGUAGCGGGGAGCUUGACGUCCAUCGUGAGAAAUUUUACCGUGUUGAAUGAAUCUGUCAUUCAAUUCUACACUUAUCAGAUGCUGCUUGGGCUUCGCUACCUGCACCAGAAAGGGGUGGUGCACAGAGAUAUUAAGGGUGAAAAUAUUCUCGUGGACGGAUUUGGGGCUGUCAAAUUGGCAGAUUUUGGCUCCUCUAAAAUUCUGCCGGGUAUAAGUGAUCGCAGCCGGGCGGGGUGUGAGACGCUUAUUGGAUCUCCAUUUUGGAUGGCUCCGGAGGUCAUACGCAACGAGCCAUACGGUACGAAGGCUGACAUAUGGUCUGUUGGCUGCACGGUUGUAGAGAUGCUCAAUGGCGGAACACCGCCGUGGCGGGAGGAAUUUGAAAAUGUGUACUCGUUGAUGUAUUACGUGGGAACUACCGACAGCAUCCCGAAAAUACCGGAAGACACGUCGGAGUCUUGUCGCGACUUUCUGAGAAUGUGUUUUCAGCGGGACACAACGAAGCGGCCAUCGUCCGAUGAGCUUCUUCAGCAUCCCUGGCUGCGUGACGCGGGGAAUCAUUCAGGACUGCUACAGAAGAAACUUCCAAUACGUUAG